This is a messenger RNA of Parathielavia appendiculata, 883 nucleotides long. RefSeq lists its product as uncharacterized. The transcript has a single exon. Lineage: Eukaryota; Fungi; Ascomycota; Sordariomycetes; Sordariales; Chaetomiaceae. Bases 202 to 720 code for a protein of 172 amino acids. The record is from RefSeq and is a predicted model, not a curated record.
GUCAGAUGCGAUGCUGGUGCCGACGCUUUGGGAACUGGGAAUUUGGAAAGGGUGGGGUGAAUCCAGUCGGCUCCUUUGUGGGCUAGGUGGGCCAGCUGCUCGCAUGGACGCCAGGUCAAUCCGUGCGGCCAAUGGCAGGCGGUCUGGUAUUGCUCCACAUGCCGUGUUGGCGCUCCGAGUCCCGGCCAUUGCACGUCCCUCAUGUGUCCUGACAGGCGAGCAGGCAAGUCGAACCAUUGCCAAGUAGCACCAGAGUCCAGACCCAGUUGGCACGCUCUGAUGAUUUAUCCCAGAGUUGAAUUGUUCAGGCCGCGAGGAAAACCAAAUUUGAGAUUCGGCUUUCAGUUAGCCCCUUUCUCUGACUCAGCACUCCUUUCCGUGUCGGGGUUGAUAUCCGUAGUGUAUCGCUGUCAGCUCCCUGCUGGGGUAAUUACCGAGUCCGGAUUCCGGGCGGAAUGGGCGUUUGCUCUUGAUGCCAAGGAUAAGACUCGCCAAAGUCCACCUACACGUCUCUUCAUUCAGAAACUAAACGAUGGUUUGAGCCUCACAGGGAGUGCGCCGAGGCAAGACGCAAAACUGAUUAUUAUCACACGAACCGGCAAUAUGAGAGGAGCGCAACUCUGCUCCGAGUACUAUCACGGUGUUAGAUGUCGGCUUUUGGAUGGACAUGUGGAGAGAAGGACCCCGACCCGUGCCACCUGUCCCACAUGGAAAGCUUAGCGAGCCCACAACAUCUCAGCAAAACUCGGUUUGACACUGGACGCCAAGGGGCCGGAACUAAGCUCAUGCUUUGUGUGCGCUCCAACCACAGCACUCGCGACACACUCGCUCACAACCAUGUCGUCACUGUCUCAUACCUCGGUGUCUGCUAAAUUGCGCACAA